AUGGACUUCUUGUCUAGAAUUCUCGCCACGGUGCUGGGCUUUCUCCGUUGCCUAUUUGUGGUGAUUUGGAUAGAGCCGUGGACCAAGAAACCUCGAUUGGAAACCAAGCCACCGUCGAAUUACGGAGACUGGUAUGAGUGGUGGUCUGAGUACGAUGCCAUACAUGGUGUAGUUGACUGGGCCGCGGUAGAUCGACAUCCUGCCUACGACUGGCACAUUCUGCGCGGGCUCAAACGUGACCUUGAACGAUGUCGUCAACUCGGAGACGAUUGGGGGCUAUGUAGUCAACUCCGUGCUCAGAGCUCUCGCAAUAUGUGUCGGAUAUUAUCCGCUGCUCUGUAUCGAAAAUCCCCGGUCCAGACCAAACGAUUGAUACACGACUACAUUAUCGAGCUACGCCAAUCCAUCGCUUACCUAGCUGACCGCAAUUCAACCAACAAUGGCAACAUUCCUGUCCCUGUGCAAGAAAAGAGACAGGUGUUACAUGAUAUGCGGAGGACUCUUGGUCGCACGAGCCUGCUACUUCAAGGCGGUGCCAUGGUUAGUAUGUCUCAUCUCGGCGUGGUCAAGGUGCUCCACGAGCAACGACUCCUCCCUCAGAUCAUCACCGGCACCGCAUCGGGGGCGCUGGUUGCCGCUCUUGUUUGCACUACCACUGACUUUGGCCUCCCAACAAUCUGUCGAGGCUCUGGCAUAAACCUCGAUGCGUUUGUACGUGCUCAACUACAACGUUCGACAAGUCGAUUGGGCUCUUGGUUUGGAUCAUCCUUCCUGGCCACUCUUCGCCGACGGUACAAACGAUAUCGAGCAACUAGGCACCUUUUUGACAUCGAUGUGCUGAGACAAUGUGCAAGAGACAAUCUGGGCGAUAUCACAUUUGAAGAGGCGUAUGAGAAAACCGGUAGAAUUCUGAACAUCAACAUCGCCAUGGCGGAGGUGGCUGGUACACCGCAACUCCUCAACUAUAUCACGGCACCGCAUGUACUUAUCUGGUCUGCAGUGGUGGCGUCGAUUGCGACUUCUAAGCAGAUGUAUGCCCCGGUGCGGUUGCUCUGCAAAAGUGAUACAGGAGCCGUUGUCACUUACUUUGCAGCGGACUUUUCGGCGAAUAAGACCAAACGGCAAGGCUCAGUUCAUCCCGAGAAACCGUUACAACGCAUAGGCGAGCUGUUCAAUGUCAAUCACUUCAUCGUGUCUCAGACAAGGCCUUACGUCGCGCCAUUCAUUCAACUACAGAAGUGGGCAGACUAUUACCAGCCACUUGGAAUCAUCGUACGACUCAUAUUGUCCGAACUUCUUCACUGGUUGGAGGUAUUUAGUCGAUUCGGGUUCCUGCCAAUAUUUCUUCAGCGUGUUUUGAUAGACGAAGUUGUUCCGAGCAUUGCAUCGUGGUCGAAGGUAUCGAUCACACCCAACUUAGGUGUACGUGACCUGAUCAGCCUUUUUGAUAACCCAACACCGGGAACAUUGGAACAAUGGAGUGUCAGAGGGGAGAAGAGCACAUGGCCAUUGAUUUGUGAAAUCAAGUGCAGAUGCGACGUCGAGUUUGAGUUGCAUGCUGCGUAUACCAGCCUUCGUCGAAGAGGCCUGAUAUCACCAUCUUCAUCAGAUUAG
Messenger RNA from Exophiala aquamarina CBS 119918, 1614 nucleotides. RefSeq lists its product as uncharacterized. The record is from RefSeq and is a predicted model, not a curated record. Lineage: Eukaryota; Fungi; Ascomycota; Eurotiomycetes; Chaetothyriales; Herpotrichiellaceae. Gene Ontology annotation, molecular function: triacylglycerol lipase activity. Gene Ontology annotation, biological process: lipid metabolic process. Bases 1 to 1614 code for a protein of 537 amino acids. The transcript has a single exon.